Clunio marinus is the source of this 228-nucleotide messenger RNA. Lineage: Eukaryota; Metazoa; Arthropoda; Insecta; Diptera; Chironomidae. The record is from the annotation of a GenBank genome assembly.
AUGGAGAAAUGGGAACUUAUUAAUAAAUAUCAUCUGAUUUUUAUUACACUUGCACGACCUUUUCAUUCAACGUCCCCAGCAUUCCAUGCGCUUGCUUUUGCUUUCAUUUGUUGCUUUUUCCUUAAGGGACCAGGAGUGUGUGGCGAAAUGCUUCAAGCAGUGGUUCAAUUUUUAAUUUUAUCCAAAAAAAAUUAUGGCAAAUAUCAUAAUAAAUCACCUCAAGGUUAA